AUGAACUACUUUCAAAAUAGCAGCAUAAAUAACUUCUAUCCCUUGAUGCAAAGGAGUAAUAUUAACAAAUUUGUUUAGCCUUAAUUAGUUUGUGUAGAUCAAUCAAAUAUGAAUGUCACAGCAACUGCUUUAAACACUAUUAAGAACUCAACUAGUUAAAAAUUUUAGCGUGGAAGUAGAUAGUAUAUAAUAAAGUUUAGAAACUCCAAUGCUUCAGCAAUCUCUACUAGCUAAAGUCCAUAAAAGAGAAAUAAAAAUCAGCUUAAGUAAGAACUAAAUAAUCAUUUAAGCAAUCCAUACUAAAAGGAAAACAAAAAUUUAACUGAAAUAUCAAUUAAAGCUCAAAAGAUAGUAACAAAAGUAGUAUCUCCAUCUUCUUCAGUAUCUACCUAAUCAAGCAACAAGAACGAUUUACCAGCUACUGAUAAAGAUGAUGAUUCUCCAAUGAGACUUAACAAUUAAGAUUAAAUUAAAAAAAUUAUACAAUUUUAAAAUGAUUCAGUUGGGUAGAAGGCUUCUUAAAAAGCUAUUAGCAACUAUCCUAAAAAUGAUUCAAGAAUUUCUUCAAAAAUAUAAAAUAAAUAAUAAAAUGACUCACAAUCUCCAAAUAGAUCUAAAAGCAAUGAAAGCAAAAAUAUGUAAUUUUUUUAAGAUAAUUCAAAUUAAGCAUUACAAGAAGCAGUUGACUAAGAUAAAUCAAAAUAAAGAAAUGUUAUGAGAGAUUCUAAUACAUUUUUAAUCAAACCAAGUAACUAAAAUUACGAUUCAAAGGCAGUUAAUAUAGUUGAUUAUUAAAAAAUUUUAGAUAAUUCGUCUGAAAUUAAUUAAUAAAUCCUUCCUAUAACUACUCGUAAUAGAGAUGGCAGUGCUCCACCUCUAAAUGCAAUCUCAUAAAACAGUAAAGCACUAGAAAGUGAUAAAAAAAAUACUAAAGAUACAUUAAGCCAAACUUAAUAACCAAUGUAAAAACGCCAUUCAAUCUUAAGGCUUAGUGAUCCUUAAUCUAUAGUUAAUACCUUAUAUAAUGAUUUAAACUUAGGGAAAAAAAAUUCAAAAAAUGAAUAAGAUCUACAAUAAAAACAAUCACAAUAGUAAUCAGAUAGAUAUUUAUUAUCAACAACUUUUAGCUAAAUUUAAUUUAAUGAUAAUAUCAAAAAAUAAAUCACCUAAAAAUAGACUAAAAAAAAUUCUUCAUUUUUAUGCUCGAAAAGAAAGAAGUUUAAAAAAAGUAAAAAUCAUAUUAAUCUUUAAGAAAUUCCUCUAUAAGCUAAAACUUCAUAAAACACACAAAUACUUUCAAAUUAAGAAGAAAAAUUUGAAUAAUAUGAUUAAGAUUUUUAAACUUUAGCAGACUAGCUUGAAAAUCAGUAGUUGCAUAUGAAAAUAGUUGGUAAUGAAUAUUUACUUGAUGAUGAUAAUGCCUAUUCAGAAGAGUACUUGGAUGAAGAUGAAGAAAUAAAUAAAGAAUUUAUAUAGUAAUAAAUGAAAGAUAAUAAAAAAGUUAAAAUAAAUAAUUCAGUUAUUCUUCCUUCUUUAGUUUAAAUUAGCUCUAAUAAUAUUGUAGAUGAUCAAUUAGAAUAAAAAUUCAAAUCAAAAGAGCUUAGUUCGCUAAAUCUCACUGCUAAAAGCGUUUGUAUAUUUGAUGUGGAAAAAAAUAAACCAAUACUUUGUUUAAAAGGUAAAAAGCCUAGAGAAGUUGCUUCUUUAACAAAAAUAAUGACUUGUUAUAUUAUUUGUUAAGCAAUAUAAAAGAAAAAAAUUAAACAAACUGAAUAGAUAAAAGUCUCAAGAGCAGCAGCAUCUAUGAUAGGGACAAGCGCUUAUUUGAGGUCUGGAGAUCAGCUUUCUGUUUGGGAUUUAUUACAUGGUUUAAUGCUCCCAUCAGGAAACGAUGCAGCUUUUGCAUUAGCUGAAUAUAUGGGAAGAAUUUUAUUCUUUGAAGACAAUGACUAUAAAGAAUAACUUUAAUAGAAUCCUAAUAGUUUUGAAAAUUGUAAAGCUAAAGAUGCAAUUAAGUGUUUUCUUAAAGAGAUGAAUAGGGUUGCGAAGGAUUUAAAACUAGCAAAUACAAAAUAUUCAAAUCCUCAUGGAUUAGUAAAUAAAAGUAAUAGGUCAAGUGCUUUAGAUAUUUGUAAAUUAUCUGCUCAUUGCUUGACUAAGUCAUAACUAUUUAGAUAAAUUGUAAAGACAAAACAGUAUACGUGUUAAGUAAGGAACAAGCAAGGUAGUAUAAGAAUAGCUAGUUGGGAAAAUACAAACAAGUGUUUAUUGAGAUAUAAUACAAUAUGUGAUGGUGUUAAAACAGGAGUAACAUGUACUGCAGGUCCAUGCUUGACAACAUCCUGGAGGGUUAAAGACAGACACUUUAUAAUUACCAUUUUGAAAUGUGAUUCAUUAGAGCUAAGAUAUUCUGAGUCUUAAAGAGUGUUUGCAUGGAUUUGUGAAAAAUUAGGAAUUGAAUUAUCAGCAGAAGAAAAAAUGCCAUAUGAAAAAGUUAAAUAGUUGUAUAAAAGAAAUUCUGUGGAGUCUAUUCAAUCUAUGAAAGAGUCAUGCUCAAAUAACAGUCUUUCUUCCAAAUAAAACUCUAACUUAAUCCUAUAAAAAUCUGAUUCUCUUUUGAAAAUGUAAAAUUGA
Messenger RNA from Tetrahymena thermophila SB210, 2634 nucleotides. Its product is annotated as D-alanyl-D-alanine carboxypeptidase family protein. The transcript has 5 exons. Gene Ontology annotation, biological process: proteolysis. Gene Ontology annotation, molecular function: serine-type D-Ala-D-Ala carboxypeptidase activity. The record is from RefSeq and is a predicted model, not a curated record. NCBI's taxonomy places the organism in Eukaryota, Ciliophora, Oligohymenophorea, Hymenostomatida, Tetrahymenidae.